GUUUGCCGUGGCAGACACCAUAAAUUACAAUUGACUUCGGUUGCGCAAAAAACGGCAGCAGGGGAUGAUGGCUGGUGGUUGUGGUGUGACAAUGGCUGUAGCGGCAGCGGUGGUUGCGCUGCUGCUCUGCGUGGGUGCAGAUGAGGUUCUGGCUGGCAGCAAGGUGAAGGCCAACGUCGCCUACUGUAACAAGCACCCUUCGGAGUGCUCCCAUCCAGAGGACCAGUCAGGAUUCGUCAUCGGGAUUGGCGUGCAAAAGAGUGGCACAAGCUCGUUGGCAGGGUUCCUCAACAAGCUGGACGGUGUCGUGAAGAUGCGCAAAGAAAUGCAUUUCUUUGACCGAAACUACGUGUUGCUCAAGGACGAGAUUGAGGCAGAUCGCGAGCAGGGCUUGAAGAAGGCGCUGCAAGUGUAUCAUGACCGAUGGGGCCCACAGCCUUUUGCAGAUGGAUGGCUGCCCAUGGAAAUAACUCCUGUGUACAUGUAUGACCGGCGUGUGGCAUAUCGCAUGAUGGAGGUGCUGCGGCCGAAGAAGGAUGGUGUGCGGCUCAUCGCUGUGCUGCGCAACCCUGUCCCCCGCGCUUACUCGGGCUUCUUUCAGCUGGACGAGAAGGUGGACCCAAAGGACUUCCACGACCUGGUGGCGGCAGAGGUGGACGUGAUUCGCAAGUGCUACAUCGAUGGCCUCAUGUUCGUCAACGAGCAGCACUGCCACCCUGCCGAGUACCAAUACGAGGCGCUGCGCAAGUGCGUGGAGGAGAAUGUGGCGGACGGGCGCCCCUGGUACGAGCGCUUCAUCAUCCCGCUCAACAACAACGCCAGCAAGACGACAAACGACAACGGCUAUUCGUACUGGCUGCACGAGGGCAUCCUGCUUCGCGGCAUGUACGCAGACCAGCUCAAGAACUUCCUGUGCGCCGGGUGGAAGCCAGAGCAGAUCUUCAUCACCACCACCACGCACAUGCACACGGAGCCCCUGGACAUGACGCAACGCCUGGCCAAGUUCAUUGGCCCGCCCGCCAAGCUUGCAGGCAAGUUCAAGCAGCGACUCAAGGCUGGCGACACCAUCCACCGCGGCAGCAAGACCGCGGGGCACCCGCCCAUGGAGGAGCGAACGCAACGGCUGCUGACCGAGUUUUAUGAGGAGUACAACGAGGCGCUCGUGCACUUGCUGCGGCAACACAACUUUGCGUGCGAUGUGGCGGAGGUGGAGAGGGAGCUUGGCCUGCUCGUGCGCACCAGAGCAGAGCGGGAGAGCGAUGACGACGAUGAUGGCGGCGAUGAUGACGACAACGCCGCUGACGACGACGAUGACGUUACCAACAAGUAGGCCCUGUGUGUGGGGGGGAGGGAGAUAAGGAAGGCGAGGGAUACUGUGUGGCUCUGCGUGGGGGUGGGGGUGGUGGUGGUGGUAAUGGUACAGUGCUUGCAAGGGAGAGGGCGACAGCGUUAUGUUCUGAAAGCAUGUGCUUUGUGUUACGUGACCUACUCAAAUACACAAUACGAACCACAA
This is a messenger RNA of Salpingoeca rosetta, 1513 nucleotides long. RefSeq lists its product as uncharacterized. Bases 65 to 1330 code for a protein of 421 amino acids. Gene Ontology annotation, molecular function: sulfotransferase activity. Lineage: Eukaryota; Choanoflagellata; Craspedida; Salpingoecidae. The transcript has 4 exons. The record is from RefSeq and is a predicted model, not a curated record.